UGCUUCUCGGUGCGGCGAGCGGAGCAGCUGAUUGAGCAGGCGGCCGUGUUUUUGUCGCGAAUUGGCUCGUUUUUCGCGAUUUUUACAGGAUCGGCGGGCAUGCAGCGGCUGUUGCACGCGUCGGCGCCGCUGUCGGCGCCGCCGGACAAGGCCGUGCUCGGCAAAAUGCGGAAGAAAACCGGCGACACGUCCAGAAAGUGCAAGAAGGCGCCCGAGAACUGCGCCAAUGACAUCGCCAAGGUGGUAUCAUGAGGACAGCGAGCAAUUACUCAGUGGGUCAGCGACUCUCCAUGGUGGCGCCAGGUCUUUUAAGAAUCUCAAAGGUUCGCCCGGAGGAGCGUGGAAAGUAUUUGUGCUGGGUGAAUAAUUCGGCUGGCGAGGAGACGAUGCGGGUGGCGCUGACUGUGACGGCGCCGCAGGUGGCCCACGUCCAGCCCCUGCACCAGGUCGUCGACCUAAGAAAGACGCGUGAGCGUAGCCGUUGCGUGAGGAGGCCGCUGCCCUGAUGAGGCAGAAGCAGGAGCUAAAAAGGACACCCUGGGCAGAGUCUCGGAGGUGGAGCAGCGUCUCCGCGACUCCACCUGGUCCUCCGAGACGUCGGUGUUGAGAAUGUUGAGCGGCCGCAAGCCGUAUCCUUGGCGCAAGGGCCAGGUUACUCCAGCCACACUGAAGAGACCACCUUCAGUGGUGUGCAGCAGAGGCGUGGAGCCGCUUCUCCGACUUGCACCGCGAGCCGAGCGAGGCCGAGUGCCACCUCGCUUCACCAGGGACACACCCUUCCAAACCAUCGCAUGAGAUUCGCCGCCCCUCCCACCCUCAAUCCACCUCUCAAAUAUAUAAUUCACUGCGAUAACUGACCAAA
This is a messenger RNA of Cloeon dipterum, 862 nucleotides long. RefSeq names its product cell adhesion molecule Dscam1-like. The transcript has 5 exons. Bases 249 to 506 code for a protein of 85 amino acids. The record is from RefSeq and is a predicted model, not a curated record. Lineage: Eukaryota; Metazoa; Arthropoda; Insecta; Ephemeroptera; Baetidae.